Messenger RNA from Linum tenue, 1180 nucleotides. NCBI's taxonomy places the organism in Eukaryota, Viridiplantae, Streptophyta, Magnoliopsida, Malpighiales, Linaceae. The record is from the annotation of a GenBank genome assembly.
UGCAAAUCCAAAGUUGUCCCGCUUUGUUUAUGCCUCGUGCGUGCUAGUUGUUAUCCUUCUUCCUCUUUCCUACUUUGGUUCAUUUCUUUUCCCGUGUUAGCGUAGCGGAAGUUCACAGAAGACGAAGCAGCAGCCAGACGAAAGGAAGUCCGAUAAGAAGGCCGGUGACCGGCGAAGAAUCCCUACAGCGCCAGCAACAGAAGAAGACGAAAAACCAUCGUGGUUCAGCCAGCCUUUGAUACAAUUUCCAGCCUUAAACAAACACAAUAAUCACUGCUGUCUUUGUUCGAUAAGGAUGUCACGACUGUGGACAUUGAAUCCUACGCGUAGGCGCCAUGUGGUUGCAGCAAUUGGCUCGUUCAUGAACCUGCUGAUGAUUUAUGUCAGUCUAGGAUUGGAACUAGCUCAGCUUAUUGAAGAAGCACACUCAAAUCGUAGGCGUACUAGGGAACCGACGGAUAGCAACUCAACCAGCAGUUCUGAAGAUGAAGGUGAACCCACCAUCCCUUUGAACCAAAUGAAUACCGCCAUGGUGGAGGAGGAGAUGUCCGAGAUAACCGAUGAAGGCGUGGAAGCAACAUCACGUGCAAAAAGGAAGCAAGCAACCACAGUUGCAGCUGAUUCUGUAGGAGGUCCAGCUCAAAAGAGGAAGAAAAGGCAUUCCGAUGAGCGCAGAGGCGAUUUUUCAACCGAAUUGAGAGAGAUGAGGCGGCUCAUAAAGGAAUCCGUUGAUACAAUUGCUAGAGCUAUGGGGGAGAGUGAGCUGUAUACCACUAUGAGGGCCAAUUUGAUGAAUAAUUUGAAGAAGUUGGAGGGUUUAACAACGGCACAAAGGGUUCUUGCAUGCGAGAGGCUUUGCGAGAAUCCGAGAGACUUGAGGUGUUUCUAUGAUAUGGAGGAUGAUGAGGACAGACUCAUCCUUGUGCUUGAUGUGCUCGAGAAGUGAACUCCAGUAAUGUAGCUUAGUAUGAUUAGAAUUACGCUGUUGUCUAGUUUGCAAAGAGAUGUUUCUCUUUUUUUGUCCAUCUGCCAUUGUGAAGCACACCCAAUGACAGUCUUUGCUAACCGAAGACAACCAUAUUUUGUAAAGUGUACGGUCGUAAUGUAUUAUGAAAACUAACGCUAUGGAAUUGAAUGCUUGCUGUUAAACAGUGUUUAUGUUAAUGCUCUCUUCAUUGCA